This is a messenger RNA of Volvox carteri f. nagariensis, 1734 nucleotides long. It is a transcript of the gene cyc7, whose product is annotated as guanylyl and adenylyl cyclase family member. The record is from RefSeq and is a predicted model, not a curated record. Gene Ontology annotation, biological process: intracellular signal transduction; cGMP biosynthetic process; receptor guanylyl cyclase signaling pathway. NCBI's taxonomy places the organism in Eukaryota, Viridiplantae, Chlorophyta, Chlorophyceae, Chlamydomonadales, Volvocaceae. The coding region runs from base 1 to 1734 and encodes 577 amino acids. The transcript has 12 exons. Gene Ontology annotation, molecular function: guanylate cyclase activity; peptide receptor activity.
AUGCCAGCGCCCGACGAAAUGUACGAUUGGGGCUGCGGUUACCAGCCGUACAACUGUACGGACCUUUGCUGGAAUCCUGUCAACAAAACCAAGUUUUGGGGCCAGGUCUCCACCAUGCUCAACUUGGACCCCUUAUUCACGGGUAACGACCACCGGCUGCAAGUGCUGGAGCAGCGAGGCUACCGAUAUAUGCUGUGGCAGGCCGCUACGUCCCCAUCCAAUCCGUACUUCGUACUGGGAAGUACGGCGGAGGCCCCUCAGGACCCCGUGACUCUGCGGAUUGCCAACUACAACGUGCUGCACUUGGAGCUGUCCCCCCGCGGCGGCUGGGCGCCCCCCUGGCGAGCCCCCUGCCUCGCUGCUGUGGUCCUGGGGGCUCUGCUGGUGGCCCUGCUGGUGUUGUGGCUGCUGGUGUCCCAGGAGCAGCACAACAGGCUGCUGAGGGCUAUGUUGCCGGGGAGGGUCAUCCGGCAGCUGCAGGCUGGCGAGGUGCCCAUUGCCGAGGAGUACGACACAGUGACGGUGCUUUUCAGCGACAUCGUGGAGACCAUCGGUGACGCGCUGAUGUGUGUGGCAGGUUGCCCAGUGCCCGAGGACCCGGUGGCGAGUGCCGUACGAAUCGCGAACAUGGCGCUGGACAUGGUGACUGCCGUACAGCAGUUUCGUCCCUCCGUGGAGGGGGUUCAGGGGGUGCAGAUUCGUGUGGGGAUACACUCUGGCCCGGUGGUGGCGGGUGUGGUGGGCAAGAGGAUGCCCCGGUAUUGCUUGUUCGGGGACACCGUCAACACCGCGUCCCGCAUGGAGAGCACCUCGGCGCCCAUGAGGAUUCAGCAACAGCAGCAGCAGCAACAACGUCACUCAGACGAAAAUCACGAGGAGGGGGUAAAGGAACAGGGUGACGUGCGGGGUGACGUGCGGGGGGAGGGCGAAGGGACACAGCAGCAGCAGCAGCAGCAGCGGCAGCAGCAGGUGGUGGUGGUGGAGGGGGGUCUGCAGGGCCGUGCGCAUCGGGGCGUGUUUGUGGAUGACCCCCGGGCCCAGGGGGGAAGUCCCCGGGAACAGCGGCAACAGCAACCUGGGGGACAGCGGCAGACGUCGAGAAGGCGGCUCACAGUGCCGCUGCACAUUCAGCCCCUUCAGCGGCUGAGUGCGAGUGUGGGAACUCUAUCGCCCGUUAGUGUCGCCGGCGGCGGUGGUGGUGGUGGUGGCGGUAGCGGCGGUGGCGGAGGUGGCUGUCAGGGCGGGUAUGCAUCUGGUCCGGCGCGGCUUUGCAGCGAAACCUCGGAGCUGCAGAGCCUCCAGGCGGCUCGCGGGCCGGGUGCGGAGUCUGUCCUUGCUUGGUCGCCUGUGUCCGCGGCCAGAGGGGCGCUGUACGGCAGCCUGGUCGGUUCCGCCGAACAACAGCAGUUCUCCGGUGGUGGCGGCGGCGGCAAGAAGGUGCUGACGAAGGACGGCGACAACGACGAUGAUGAUGUCGAAGCGCCUUUGGAUAUUUGCGCCAGCGCCAUGUCGAUGCGUACGGCAGUCGACCUGACGGCGGCAGCAAUAGCGGCGGGGGGAGGCAGUGCGGCUUUCAUGGCCUGUACGGGCGGUGGUUCCGGAGCUUGCACGAGUUUGGAUCCACGUGGUGGCGGAAUGCCGCUGCUGACGCUGACCCUGGAGGGCGAUAGGAACCUGACGGAGCAUUUGGAGGCGGUGUCGGGGGCGGUUGUCGGAGGUGGUCGAUGUGUAUGA